AUGUCCAUCAACAUCUCCUACCAGGAGACCCAUCUGGAUCUCCCCCAUAUGCCCUGUGAAGAAUACGAUGAUCAAUUACAACCCAGCCGGAGCACCACCUCGUCGGUAGCCCCCUCAAUUGCUACCAGCACCCGGUCUCGAGCUUCCACCCUCACAUCGUCAUCCAACAACUCCACUUCCACAACCGCAACUACCAUCGACCCUUCGUUACCAUCGUUCGAGGAAGCUGUCAACGAGCAGUUGGCACUCACCAUUGACUUUACCCCAACUGUUACCGUCAAGUACACCAAGAGUACCCGAGUCAAGAAGAUGACAACCACUCUGACCCGUCAUGUGAUCGAGCCUGGCCUGACCCAGACCGACGAGGUUGUGGCUCAAUGGGAUCUUCUCUCUGGCCGAACCGAGCCCACCGAGGGAACCAUCUCCGACCUUGCCACUCCCAUCACUAUCGAACCCUCCACGCAUCACUACGCCCUCAAGUGCACUCUGCCUGCUAGAUUACCCGAAACCGCAUCCCACAAGUCCAGCAGACUGUGGUAUACUCUGGAUACCCAGGUUUCUCGAACCAAGUCUUUCUUCUCCACGGCUGGUCCCUUGGACUACUCCGAGGAAAUUAUGAUGGCUCGAAACACCCAGACUGACGCCCAGACCAUUCUUCCCGUCUCCGCCUCUGUUCCCUGGCUCAACAAGCUGAAGUAUUCGGUCUCCUACCCCCAGAGACACAUUUCUCUGCAGGAGGGAAUGGAGAUCCCCAUCAAGCUCACCACCACUCUGUUUGAGAAGCCCAUUCGACUAAACUCCGUCAAAUUUGCUGUUUCUCAGACCUGUAACUCCAAUGCCAAGGAUAAGCAGCAGACCGAUCUUUUGAACGACUACUCCAGCCGACAUAUGACUUCUGACCUUGCAGAACUCGACGAGAUGGAGCUCAACAACGCUCGAGAACAAGGCUUUGAUGUCGAGACCACCUUCCUGGAUUCCACUCACAAGGGCAACCUGCUUAUUCCCGGAUCCGAGGAGACCGAGCUCGAGUACACUCUCAAGCUGGAUGCCAGAGCCAUUCAGAAGCUAUCUGCAUCUACCUCUUACACUCAUCCUCUGCAUGUGGUGCACAAGCUGUUCACUUCUCUGCGAUUCUCAUACCUGGCUCCCACUGACAAGCCUAACCAUAAGAAGCGACGAUACUUUGACGUCUCUAUUUCCACCCCUCUGGUGCUGUCCCGGGCCAAGGACGACUACUUCGCCGCUCAGCUGAGUGCCGCUUCCAGCCGAGCCUCGUUUGACUACGAUGACUUCCUGCUGUGCGAGUACCCUCGGCUCAAGAACACGGUGUUUGAGAACGACUUUGCCAACGACUCUGCUCCUUCUUACGACUCUUUCAUGGCUCAGGCUGCCGCCGCCGCUGCUGCUGCUGUUCCCGCUCGAACCUCUCUUGACGACGAGGCUCCCGAGUGGUCUUCUCCUAACGACGAUUCCGACUCUGACUCCGAUUCCGACUUUGAGAGCGAUUCUGCUCCUGUGGCUCCCAUUGCCAUUCCCCAGCGAAUAACCCAGGCCAAGCAGCAGCCCUUCACGGCUUCUCUGCCCAGCUAUUCCUUUGCUCAGAACUACUAA
This is a messenger RNA of Yarrowia lipolytica CLIB122, 1611 nucleotides long. RefSeq lists its product as uncharacterized. The record is from RefSeq and is a predicted model, not a curated record. NCBI's taxonomy places the organism in Eukaryota, Fungi, Ascomycota, Dipodascomycetes, Dipodascales.